AUGGCAAGCCCCCAGCCAAGCACAGGCCUUUGCGUUAUCGAAACAUUCAGUGAUCCGAAGGAAGAUAAGGGUGUAUUUAAGAGAAUCCGAAAAGAAAACAGAUUGACACAGGAGGCGGCUGAGAAAUCAGAUGGUACUCCCUCAAACGAUAUAAGUACAGCUAGAGGUUUCAACUGCCCAGAUGUUAACUGCAUCAAAGCAUUUGUAUUCAGUAGCGCUCUUGAUCGACAUCUUGAUUCUGGAAAGCACAUGUACCGAGCACACCAUGAAUCAUCCAUCGACUCCAUUAAAAGAAAAUGGAUACAAGCUUGCACAUCUGUAGGCACUGGCGCAAAUGGUGCCAGAGACCUAGAGAAUAACACUCUUCAUGAAUGCAGUGGUGUAGCUAAGGCUAGUGCAGAAGUGGGCUGGGCGUUAAAGAAGUCUAAAACCAGAGGUCGUUACUCAGAACAUUUAAAAGCAUAUUUAAAGAAAUUGUUCUUGGAAGGAGAGGAAACAGGAAGAAAGGCAAAUCCAUCAGAUGUGUCAUCAGGAAUAAAGAGCCUGAAAACUGAUGAUGGCAAAAGUAAAUUAUUUGAAUGUUCGGAUUGGUUGACAGCGCAACAGGUCAAGAGCUACUUUUCAAGAUUAAGUGUUCUCAAUAAAUGCGGUAAACUCCACGCAGAUGAUAUUGCUGAUGAUGAAAUUCAGGUGCUGGAGGAAGCCUUGGUACGACAGGAGAAAGUAGAUGCUAUCCAUUGUGCUAUAGAAUUAUAGAAUAGAACCAUGAUUGACUAUUACCACGUCCACGGUGUGUAUCAUGAAUGUUUGUUGUUUUGUUCAAAAUAUACAUUACAAGCUUCAUUCUUCAUCUAACCGGAAUUAUUAUCGCAUUUUGGAGUUUUGAAAGUUGCCUUGGCAAACUUUUCAAUUUGAAAUAAAACUCAGAAGCACAACUUUAAAGGUAAAUAAACGUAAAAUGUGUUUAUACAUGUCUCCAUAAAAUUCUUCUCUUGAAACCAAUUUCGCACCUCAUUGAAAAUUGUUUACAUUGCAGCAACAAAAAAUAAAUUCGAUCUGGUUAUCAGAAGCCAUAUUAAGGCGGCUUGGAGCAGUCAAAUCACUUUAAUUGUUGUUGCAGAUGUGAACGGAUUAUGUGAUAUUGGCCAAGUAGGGUCGAGCAAAUCCACCGUAAAUUUUACAGUUAAUAACUGCCCUCAAAUUUUUUUCUUGUUUUAGUAAUUUAAGAUAUAUAUCUAAUUAAGUAACAGUAAUUUUUGUCAUUUUCAUAGUGGACUUCUGAAAUAUUGACCUCUGAAAUACACAAAACCUAUGUAAUAUCAACUUUGACAUUUUUGCCCAUAAACAUAUUGUUGCCAUGGCAACGGCUUAGAAGUAAAAAUGCACCUCAUUUCUAGGUAACAUUAAUUAGCAUCUCUACUUCACAGAAAAAUAUGUUUCACACUUCUACAAUUUAUAUUUAAAUUUCUGUGGUUCAUUGUACUUGGGAUAUAUUUAUGCCGUUUUGGGUGGUCAAGAUGGUCUUUUAGAGGAAGGGUACCGUAACAUACCAUUAAAGCCACCGAUCCAACUGAUAAUUUGGGAUAGUUCAUAACUCAUUAUGUCCCACAAUUGUGCCAAGUUUGAGCAAAAUCGGUGAACCCACAUGUAGCACACCCUGCCUGGUUUGGCCUGGUUCUAUCAUGGACACACUCUUAAAACCUUAUACCCCAAUUCAAGUGCUUUUUGUACUUCAACACUUGUCCAUGUGCCGUAUAGUGCACGUUCCUCGUCGUUAUGUGUACACCAUUGUUGCUGUUAUUUUGUCACACAUGUGCGACACAGGGGAAAGGUUAAUUUUUCAUUUGUUCAUGAACAAUAUUAUUGUAAGCAUCUCCAUCGUAACAUUUUUUACAACCAUGAUAAAAACAACCGUGAAAUUGAUAAAUUGUUUUCGUUUCAUCGCAGUAACCGUCAACAUAAUGACCCAUAAUUUGUGUCUCACCACCUACGGAAAGUUUGCUGUCAAGUCGCAUAUUAUUUUCACGUAACUCAUCUUCUAUUUCACACAACCAACAUAAUGCUAUAGCACUUUGAUUUAUGUUUGCGCCACCGUACCCACAUGUUGGUAUUUGACCAAUUUGAUCUUCCUGCAAAAGUUACUACGGUAUAUCUUAAGUGCUAAACCCGCUACUGUAUGACAUGUGCGGUCAUAAAAGGGUAGUAUACCCGUUACUUUAUAGAUUAAUCUUGCACAUAUAAUGAAACCCUGUAUAAGAAUAUCCAUAUCUAAACGACAAUAGUAAUAUAUAGCUUCACGAAACACAUAGGUUUUACUUUUUUGCUGUUGAUACCAUUUAUCAAAUGCUUUAUGUUCCUUACUACCCUCGGCCGGUGGUUCAAAAUACUCUAAACCAAUCAUGGGGCCCACGUAAUUUAAAUCUGUGAAUAGAUAGGGGUGAAACCCCUUAGCAACAUUCUCAAUACCCAACGCUUCUGGAAUCUUACUCAACCGCAUACUAAGAAACAAGUAACUGUCAAUUAUUUUUAAAUUACGCUCUUCUAAUUCCAUGCACAUGAUCUUACUACCAUUCAUAAUAACCUUGGGUACAAUUUUACGUUCAACUAACAAUUCACACAUUAAAAAGAUAUUAUCAAAGCAUCCCCCAUUUUGCACAAUCCAUAUGCUACCCUUGGGUUGUGUCAUAAUAAAGUCAACUAAUUCCCGUACUAUAUCAUCAUUAUUUUUCUCACAAACAUAUUGUCUGUAUUCACAACAGGGUACUGGUUCAACAGAAAUGUCACAGUGUGGGUCAGAUGGAUGUGGUAAAAAAUGCUCAUAGUUUUUUUAUAAAAGGUUUCUCGUAGGUACAUCGUAAUUCAAUAACCCAACAUAAAUGGAGAAAUAUUUUUUGAUUCCUGGAUUGGUACACAUUUAUUUUCAAAUUAGUUUUCAUCUUGUAGGGUAUAAAUUACAAAAUAAUGAAACGCUAUAAAAAUUUGCUUGGGCAUAGCUCAGGCACACUCAGGACAUCUAGUUUACAAUGGAGAACUUGAACUUCAGAAGUUGUUGUUCAAGUUCAGAAACUCUGUAACCCCAAAACACAGUGUUUGUACCUCUUUGAAGUUUUUAAAUAGCUCAAAUAUGUUUGGAAAAACACGAAGUACAAAAACUACUAAUUAAAAUAUAAACAAAGGAUGAAAAAGGUGAGAAAAUUUUAAAAUAUUUGAGGUGUUUUCAAUUCUGACUUUGACAGCCGGCAUUUUCAAACGCAGCGUGCGGUGACAAAACAAAAGGCUUUUUAUUUCGCUAUUAAGAGCACUGAAAGUCGUCAAAAAGAGAUAAACACUUUUGAAUAUUCAUCAGGUAAGAAUUUUAACUGAAAUUCCUUUUGUUUCUGUUGAGAAAACAACGGAUUUGUGGCUAAAACGUCGUGUGCGCCAAUGUAGGUUGCUGUAAAAUGUCAGACAGGCGGUUUCUUUUGAAAUCUGACUCUAGUUUGAAAUCUGACUCUAGCUUGAAAUAAGUCCUUUUCAAGGACCAAUUGUAUAAAAAUAUAAUAUGUAUGCUCAAAUAAAAUGAAUAAUCUAAUAUUUAGGCAUUUUAGAUUGCUAUAAAAGAGUGAAAUAAAGUAUUUCAUCUUUGGUUGUUUGUCAGACGAGAGUAAACACAUUGGUGACACUUUGUUGCGCAUGCAGUUUUCAAAAGAUAAACUGCUAAAAAUAUAGCUUUUAUUUCACCAAAUAGCAAAGUAUCUUGCAGAUAUUAUUAAAAGAGCUCAAGCGAAGUAAUUCCAGAAACAGAUAUAGUAUUCAUUGUAGAGUAUUCUACUUAGUUUUAAUGCAGUUUUACUCGAAAUUUUUCUUGCCAAAAAUGUAUAUACGCACAUGACAAGUUGAACCUACUGUCUUCUAAAAGUACUUCGGCUAAAAUAACAACUUGAGCAAGACGACCAACAGUAGGGUCACGAAAACAGUCGAAAUCAUGCCAUAAAAUGCACGAAAAGUUCUUCUAAAAACUUAGUUUUAAACUAGAUUGAACUUGCUUUAAUGCUAUAUCGUAUUUCAUGAAAACAUGCCAGGUAUUUUCAUUCAAAAACACGCUCAAAAAAAUCGUAACUACUCACUUGGAUUUAGUGUUCAUGUUUCUUGCGAUUUCCCACUUCACUUUUCCGUUAGAUUGAAAGAAAUUGCUGUUUUUCUGGCUGAAAAUCGCGCGACUUGAUUUGGACAAGAACUUGACUUGAAACAUAUGCACACUCCCUUAUGUUUUACAAUAUAUUUUAUAUGUAAAACUCUUUAAAAACCUCUUCUUUUUCAUCCUUAAAACUUGCUGCAAAGUCCUAUCUUGUGACACUUUGCGGUUGUCACAGGUUUUGCAAAAAAAUAGAGUUUUAAAAUCGAAAAUCUUCGCAACCUUUUGAUCAAUUUUCUCGCAUGAUGUAUCUUCUGAAAGCCCGAAUUUUGCACUUUAUACUAGUGACCGUUGCUAGGCAACCCGAUAAACAUGCGCUAGACAAUCGUGCCCGGAAGUUGACGUGUCAUCCAGGGCGCAUGAGGGCGCAAUGAGACUUACCCCGUUCCCAAUUCCAGGGCGCAUGGGGGCGCAAUGAGACUUAAUGAGUUAACCAUGGCUUUUCGCAUUACAAUUUUAUAACAUGUGGCACAAAAAAAAACGUUGACACGCUGUUUCCAUCGUUGACAAGCGUUUGACAACAGUUUUAAAUGUCUUUUGCGUUAAAUGGUUAAAAAAACAAUUACUGUUGUAAAAUAUCACAUCACAUUCGGUACAUUGUUGUUGAAACUCGGGCUCUUUUGGACACUUUGUUGUUGAAGAAUAACACCGAUAACAUGUUAAAGAUGUUCUACAAACACGCGAUGUUUUCGUUUCGACACGUCGAAAGUAAUGCAUACAACUGAAACAAAAUUUACCCAAAUUCAAACGUGAAAACGUGUACGGCGAUAAUAUGAGAUCGUAGUGCGAAUCAUUUAGCCAAAGAAAUAUAACAUUGUUUGUAAUCCGAUGUAUCUGCUGAUUAGCGUCUACUUGUGAAUCGUAAACAAUUGUGUCAGACUGUUUUUUGAAAAAACAACUAAAUCAAUACCGUCGGGUUUUAAGUAAUUCUCAUAAACCAGUUGAAGUUGGUCGACACCGUACGGGACCUACAGGUAUCCCGCUGGUUGUGUAUACAUUUGUUACGUCAUCGUUGCUAUACAGUUCACUUAAUGUAAGGUUUUGAUUUCUAGCUAACUUCUGUGCAGUUGUAUCGUUUUGCAAGUAGGAUUUACCCACUAAUAGGGCUAAAGCCAAACAACCGUUCUUCACAUUCGUCUUGCCAAUCUGAAAAACACUGUGUCACACUUCGCGACCAUGUUUUGAUACCACGUCAUUUUUUUUCCCACUACCCAAUUCUGCAUUAGCUUUUCCGAAAUUUUUAUACAAUUUACUGUGUUUGUUAACUUUUUUUUUUAGUUUGACAUG
Molecule: messenger RNA, 5461 nt
Organism: Paramuricea clavata
Lineage: Eukaryota; Metazoa; Cnidaria; Anthozoa; Malacalcyonacea; Plexauridae
Source: the annotation of a GenBank genome assembly